GAGUUUAGUUUUCUCUCACCCGGUGAACGAUAAGCAACAAAAAAAAAUUAAGAAAUACAAUUCUUUAUUUAUUUAUCCCUUUUUUUUAACAAAUAACAAAUUCGCAAGCAACUCCAAGACUUACCUACCAAACUGAUGGCAUUGAAGAUGAACCACAAACAGAACCAGGUCAAGAUUAACUAUGCGCAGCAGUAUGUGGGCAGGAUGACGAGUCCUUUGGUGGAACCCAUAUUCCCAGUGCCGCAAAUGUCAUCGGCAACCCUACGCGUUCGUCGUGCUGUCGUCGAAUCCUAUCGCGGUACCCAGAUUGCUCCCGAUGAUGCCAUGCUGCCCAUGCCGCCCCACAACAAGCCCCAAAAUAUGGUCGAUAUCCUGCAGGACCUUCGAUUGAGGCUAAAGGGCCUCAAAUUCUGGCAGCAAGUCAUUCGUGUGCUGAAGAAACGGGUCUAGUCAUGUACAUAUAUCUGAUGGAUCUGUGUCGUAACACACCUUAACCCCCUUGUCUGCUCUCAAAAUCCCAAUUAAACUAGUUCGCUUUGUGUUCAAUGUUAGGAGAUUGUACAAGCUAUUUUAAUCAACGUAAAAUCAAUCACACAUGUAUUUGUAGUCUGGCGUCGUCUCGAAAUUUGUACACGCCUAAUAAUUAACAAAUGUUAUUCAAAAUUCAUUUUACAAAUAAAUAAGUGCGUGGCAUGAUAGGUGCAAAUAAUACCAAAAA
Molecule: messenger RNA, 718 nt
Organism: Drosophila yakuba
Lineage: Eukaryota; Metazoa; Arthropoda; Insecta; Diptera; Drosophilidae
Exons: 1
Coding region: 136-450 (104 amino acids)
Source: RefSeq, a predicted model, not a curated record